Molecule: messenger RNA, 853 nt
Organism: Trichosurus vulpecula (common brushtail)
Lineage: Eukaryota; Metazoa; Chordata; Mammalia; Diprotodontia; Phalangeridae
Product: DNA-directed RNA polymerase II subunit RPB1-like
Exons: 5
Coding region: 109-645 (178 amino acids)
Biological process (GO): lactation; protein stabilization
Cellular component (GO): extracellular region
Source: RefSeq, a predicted model, not a curated record
AUCCUGGGCAAUCCAGGUAGCAGUCGCUGAGAAGGCCGACUCAACCCACUGCCAAGUCAAUCCAGAAACAAGAUCUGACUGAAAAGACCUGAAAAGAUAACAACAACAAUGAAGGUCCUAUUCUUGACUGUGCAUAUUCUGGCAGUAAUGGUGUGCUUCUCAACUGCUGACUUGGACUGGGAAAAAUGGCCUUGCGAUAAGCAAAAUGAAAGACAGUCUGAGCUGAGACAACAGCCACUCAGACGGUCCCCUGUCCAAUAUGUCUACACCCCAUAUACACAUCAAUCAUACGUGCCAGUCAUUUAUCCACCAAGGGCAUAUGUACGUCAUCCAUAUUUCUCUAGAGUAGCAUGGCAGAAACCAUAUCCCUCCUAUAUGCCACUGCUGCCCAGUAUCUACCCUUGGUCUGUGGUUUCUAGAAACCUACACCCUGCAUUCGCUUUUAAUCCCCCUCAUUAUGCCCAGCUUCCAGUACCAUCAAGUCCAACCAACAGCCCCACAACUCCCAUUCAGACUACAAACAUUCCCAUCACUAACCCCACAAGCACUAUAGUCACCCCAGCUGUCUCCUCCAAGUCUGCGGCCACAGAGGAUAGCGCAGCUGCUGCAAUGUUGACUUCCCCAACCGCUGCUCAGAUGGCAUAAGGAGGAAGGUUUCUAUGAAGAUAAGGUAAAAACAAAGGGUCCUGAUGUAACUACCUGCUGAAAUGAAGCUCUCCCGAGGCCAUGGGGAAGAAUCUACCACUGGACAGUCUGCGAUCUUUCAGGAGAUUGAUUCUGUUUCCUCAAGCUUUCCACUUGUGCCACAUUUCGUUUCUUUGACUCUUAACAGAAUUAAAACAACUUAAUGCUA